Phanerochaete carnosa HHB-10118-sp is the source of this 670-nucleotide messenger RNA. RefSeq lists its product as uncharacterized. The transcript has a single exon. NCBI's taxonomy places the organism in Eukaryota, Fungi, Basidiomycota, Agaricomycetes, Polyporales, Phanerochaetaceae. The record is from RefSeq and is a predicted model, not a curated record. The coding region runs from base 80 to 541 and encodes 153 amino acids.
UUGUGUACACAAUAGAAGUAGGAUCACGCUAACGUUCACCGCCAUCGCCAGGUAUGAUCUUGAACUUUCCCGAGUAUUCAUGGGAGAGUCCAAGGAUUUGAGGCGGCUGACGCAUCACGUCCAGCAAGUCCUUAGAAAAAGAUGGCGAGGAUUUGCUCCUCCCUCGACCUGCACCCUCGUGGAGCUGCCCUCCGAUGUCUCCGGAGAAGGACGAAACCCAUGGGAGGCCCGUGUCCUCGCGGUGCUGCCAACGAUGCGCGUCCCUCAGGACGUUGACUGGCACAAGGACCUGUGCUACAAUAGCAUGUGGUCACUCCUUGCCGAAAUUGCGCAGUGGAACGAAACACAUUCUGACGAGAACCAGAUCAGGAGGGUGCUCAUGACAGGACUAGGGACCGGCGUCGGCCGCAUGAGUGCCGAGCGUUGCGCGAGGCAGAUGGUGCUUGCCGUUAAGCAUUUCAGAAAGGGAUGGCCGGAGGAGCCAAAGUGGAAAGAUGUGUAUCCAGCGUCGAGUGAGAUUGAAAGUACCACAUCGCUCUGAUUAGCUGUACCGAUCACCCGAAUAGCAAGGUGGCUUGCACAAACUCGAGGAUAGAUGGCUCCUGAUACCGGCUACUUCCCAACAGCCGAGGUCGGUCAGUCAGCACCAGAGAAGCCAAGUGCCUUCGUC